AUGAGCCGGUACAGCUCACGAUACUCCGACUCCGAGUCGGAUGUCGACAUUCAUAUCAGUCGGCAUCACGCCUCACCUGCGCGUCCAGUCCGUGCUCCCGUCCAAUAUGUCGAGGCGCCACGCCGACCUCGUUAUGAUGAUCGUGAUCGCUUCCUGAUUCCUCAGCACACUGAGCGCACCGUGGUCACGGCUCGUUCCAGGUCAAGGGAUCGCCGCCAUCGCGACAGCUCACCCAGGUCUCCUCCUGCUCCUCCUCCCGCCGCCGCCGCCCCUCCUGUCAUUAUCAAUAACCACAUUAUUAACUAUUCCGACUCGGACUCGGAGUCAUCCGACGACGGGCGCCACCGACACCACCAGGAGCUCGUACGUCACACCAAAGUCGUGCGGGAACGUGCCGACUCUUCUUCCUCGUCGUACUACCGGGAAAGAGAUGCGCGUCGCCAUGAUGUCGAGCGUGAGGUCGAGCGGGAGCUGGCGCGCAACCGCAAAGACGAUGAACUCGAAAGGGCCCGCAAGGAACUCGCGGAACUAAAGUUGGUCGCUAAAAUUGAGGAGGAUGACCGCCGCCGCAACAAGACCGCCAAAGAGGAGCGCGAGCUGCACCAGAUGAAGAAGGAGCUCGACGAGAUCCGCCAGGCCAAGGAGCGCGAGGAGAAUGAGAGGCGCCUCAAGACCAAGCUCGAAGUCGAACGCCUGCGCAAGGAGGACGAGGAGCGCGUCGAGAAGCAGCGCCUGGAGAAGCAGGCCCGUGACGCGGUCGAGAAGUACAAGAAGGACGAGGCUGCCCGGAUAGCCAGAGAAAAGGAGGAGAAGGAGCAGCGCGACAAAGAGUACAAGCUGCGACUCCAGGAGCAACUGCUCAAGUCCGGCCUGGACGAGAAGGAGAUCAAUGCUAUCCUCGCCGGCAAAAAGGUCGAGAAGAAGGAGGAGAAGAAGAAGGAAAAGGAGCCGGACACGAGGCCAACCUAUACGCGGAUGGCUCGGAGACACCUCUCGUUCGAGACAUUGCGCGUGUAUAACAUUGACUACCAGCUCGAUAACGAUCCCGAAUUCGUGCUGAUCAAGAGAUGGGUUCCGGAUGCGGAACAGGAUGUCCUGUGGAGACACACCAGGAUCAUCAGAGAGGAGCGCAACCGGAAGCUGGUCAUGACCAUUGAAGACAAGCCCAAGAAGCACAAGCAUCACCACCACGGCGCAUCACUCGAGCCGGAGUUCGAGUGGGUGCGCAAGAAGGAGCGCAGGAGGAGCCGAUCUCCUGGUUUGCUCAUGUAUCUAGCAGGUGGGAGGCCUGCAUAA
Molecule: messenger RNA, 1296 nt
Organism: Pestalotiopsis fici W106-1
Lineage: Eukaryota; Fungi; Ascomycota; Sordariomycetes; Amphisphaeriales; Sporocadaceae
Exons: 2
Coding region: 1-1296 (431 amino acids)
Source: RefSeq, a predicted model, not a curated record